This is a messenger RNA of Vicia villosa (hairy vetch), 4395 nucleotides long. Its product is annotated as disease resistance protein RUN1-like. Gene Ontology annotation, molecular function: ADP binding. The record is from RefSeq and is a predicted model, not a curated record. NCBI's taxonomy places the organism in Eukaryota, Viridiplantae, Streptophyta, Magnoliopsida, Fabales, Fabaceae. The coding region runs from base 568 to 3813 and encodes 1081 amino acids. Gene Ontology annotation, biological process: defense response; signal transduction. The transcript is spliced from 6 exons.
CUUACAAAAUUUUAUUUAUAAAUUAAUUAGUGAUUGUUAAUUUUUAUAAUAAUUUUAAAGUUGUUUUUGAAAAAUAGUUAUCAUCUUGGUGUUUAAGUAAGAACUAAUUUGUGAAAGAAUCCUUACUAAAAAAACACAUUUAUAAAAUUAGGUAACAAAAUUUUGGAUAAAAUAAAAAAAAAAAUCAGAUAAAACCGGUUCUAGAAAAAUUUAAAUCUCAAACCGGUUCUGAGAAAUAUUCAAUUUCAAACUAGUUCAAACAAAAAAAAAAACUCAUUUUUAAUUCUGAAUCGAUUUUAAAUUGAACUGAACCAAAUUAAAAUUAAUUUUAAAAAAGUAAAUAUGUGAUUUUUGGUUUAAUUUUACAACCAUGCACACCCUAGUCAAAAUUUGGUUUAAAAAAAAAUUUGAAGUACUAUAAAAAUACUAAUUUGUUAAAGACCUGUAAAAACGAGCGCCUGGUCUCAAUAUUCCAACUAUCUACCACCCAAUUAUUAUAAGCUAAGCUUUCCAUACUCCGACUUCAUAAUCUCUGAGAGUUGACUUGAAAUCAUCUCAUCAAGAUCAAUGCCUUCUUCAUCCUCCUCCUCCGCUCCUCAAUUCGUCUACGACGUCUUCCUCAACUUCAGAGGCAAAGACGUUCGUCGUAGCUUCGUUUCUCAACUCUACAAAUCCCUCACUGAUGCCGGAAUCCACACUUUUCUCGACGACGAGAGCCUCGAAAAGGGAACGGAUCUUGAACCAGAACUAAUGCGAGCAAUUGAAGCUUCUCGUAUUUGCAUAGUGGUUUUCACCAGAGCUUAUAUCACAUCUACUUGGUGUCUUAAAGAGCUUGUUCAUAUCAUGAACUGCUGUAAAACUACUGGACAGAUUGUGCUGCCUAUAUUUUACCAUGUUGAAGCGUCGGAGGUGCGUCAUCAGAACGACGGGUAUAGAAGAGCUUUGCAAGCAACUGCAAAAAGAAGAAGCUCUGGAGGGGAAAGAAUGGAACAUAUGUUAUCCAAAUGGACCACUGCUCUAAACGAGGCUGGAACUAUAAUUGGAUGGGAUUUCCAAAAUUUCAGGAAUGAAGUUGAGUUAAUUUCUGAAAUAGUUCAAGAUGUUUCCAGAAAGCUAAAAAGUAGAUUAUUGAAAAUUACCGAGUUUCCAGUUGGAUUGGAUACCCGUGUGCAACAAAUGAUUCACUUUAUUGAAAAGCAUUCAACCGAAGUUUGCUUGAUAGGGAUCUGGGGUAUGGCUGGUUCUGGCAAAACAACAACUGCCAGAGCUAUCUACAACAGUUUUAAUCACAAAUUUUUAAAACACUGUUUCAUUGGAGAUAUUCGACAAGUUUGUGAAAGAGGCGAUGGAGAGAUUAAUCAUUUACAGGAACAACUUCUUUCAAGUGUUUCGAAAACAAAUGAAAAGAUACAUAACACUCCAGACGGGAUAGCCACAAUUGAGAAAAGAUUUAUUGGAAAAAAGGCACUUGUUGUACUCGAUGAUGUGAGCACAUUUGAGCAAGUAGAAGCCCUAUGCGGAAACAGUAAAUGUUUUGGUUCGGGAACUGUAUUGAUUGUUACAUCCAGGGAUUUGCGUAUACUUAAGUUACUUGAAGUCGACCGUAUCUAUAGUAUAAAGGAAAUGGACGAAAGCAAGUCCCUUGAGCUUUUCUGUUGGCAUGUUUUCAGGAAACCGAAUCCAAAAGACGAAUUCGUUGAACUCUCAAAAAGUAUAGUUGCUUACUGUGGAGGAUUACCACUGGCUCUUGAAGUCAUUGGAUCUUACUUACGUGGCAGGCCAGAACAAUUCUGGGAAUAUGUACUAUCACAAUUAGAGAGAAUUCCAAAUGAUAAAGUGCAGGACAAACUCCAAAUAAGCUAUGAAGGUUUAGAGGAUGAUCUUCAAAAGGAUAUAUUUCUUGACAUUUGUUGUUUCUUUAUUGGGAAGGAUAGGGCCCAUGUUUCAGAGAUUCUAGAUGGCUGUGGACCUUAUUCUGAUGUUGGAAUAACUGUCCUCAUAGAGCGCAGCCUUCUAAAAGUCGAAAAGAAUAACAAGCUUGGAAUGCAUGGUUUGCUACGAGACAUGGGAAGAGAGAUUGUUCGUAAAGAAUCAAAGAAAGAGCCUGAGAAACGUAGUCGAUUGUGGCUUCACAAGGAUGCACAUAAAGUAUUGACAGAUAAUAGUGGAACAAAAACGGUGGAAGGAUUGGUUAUGAAUUCCCAAAGCACCAACAAAAACGGUGGAACAAAAACGGUGGAAGGAUUGGUUAUGAAUUCCCAAAGCACCAACAAUGUUUGCUUUGAAACUGAUACAUUCAAGGAGAUGAAGAAUUUGAGACUUUUACAACUUCAUGACGUUGAUCUUAUCGGAGAUUUUAAGCAUCUUUCUCAAGAACUGAGAUGGCUCCAUUGGCAGGGAUUUACUGGUGAAUGUAUACCUGGUGACUUUAAUCUGGGAAAUCUAGUUGCUUUUGAGUUAAAACGCAGCAAUAUUAAACAAGUUUGGAAUGAAACAAAGCUGAUGGAGAAGCUGAAAAUUCUCAAUCUGAGUCAUUCCAUGUACUUGACAAGCACUCCAGACUUUUCGAAAUUGCCAAAUCUAGAAAAGCUCAUUAUGAAAGACUGUCCAAGCUUGUCUGUGGUACACCAGUCCAUUGGGGAUCUGAGGAAUAUUCUUCUGAUAAAUUUUAAAGAUUGUACAAGUCUUAGCAAUCUCCCAGAGACGAUAAAUCAAUUGAAGUCUUUGAAAACUCUCAUCCUUUCCGGUUGUUCAAAGAUUGACAAGUUGGAAGAAAGCAUAGUGCAGAUGGAAUCCUUGACAACACUGGUCAUAAAAGAUACAGGUGUGAAAGAGGAGAUGUAUUCAGUAGUACGAUCAAAAAGCAUCGGAUAUAUCUCUCUUUGUGGAUAUGAAGGAUUAUCAUUUGAUGUUUUUCCUUCUGUUAUUUGGUCUUGGAUGUCACCAACAAUGGCUUUGUCUUUAGCUUCAAUCAAUGUACAGAACAAUAACUCGGGCUUUCUAACACCAAUUGUUAGGAGCCUUUCACAACUCAGAACUGUUUGGAUACAAUGCCACUCAAAGGUUCAACUAGCCCAAGAAUUACAAAGAAUUCUUGUUGAUCAACAUGAUAUUAAUCGUACAGAUUUGGAAGACUCGCUCGUCUCAAAUCUUUCCUUGAAAUCACAUUUGAUUGGAAUGGGAAGUUGCCACACAGUCAUGGAUACUCUUUGCAAGCGCAUACCACAGGGAUCAACAACCAAUGAUUCGAGCAAUUUUUUCCUUCCGGGUGGAAAUUAUCCUUCUUGGUUAGCCUAUACAAACGAUGGACCUUCGGCACCAUUUCAUAUUCCUAAGGAUAUUAAUUGUCUCAUGGAGGGAAUAGUCUUGCGUGUUGUUUACUCGUCAACAUCUGAAACCAUGGCAGUUGAAUGUCUUACUAGUGUCUUGAUCAUUAAUAACACAAAGUGCACCAUCCAUAUAUACAAGCGAGACACAGUGGUGUCCUUUAUUGAUGAAGAUUGGAAGAAUGUAAUAUCAAAUCUAGAACCUGGUGACGAUGUCGAGAUUUAUGUGGUUUUUGGGCAUGGAUUGAUUGUUAAGAAGACAACUGUUUGUCUAAUAUAUGGCCAGUCAGUUAUUAUGGAAGUUGAUUCAUCAAUUAAGAUGGAAUUGAACGUGCUGCCGCAGCCGUUACCUGAAGUGAACAUGCAAACAUCGUCUAAUGGGACAGUACCAAAGGCCAAUAAAAGUUUAUUUUCAGGAUUUGGAAAAAAAAUGGGUGCAUGUUUAUGCCUGAACCAGCAAAGAGAUAAAGAUUUGAACAAUUUUUGAAUCCUUUGUCACAAAUGGGAUUCCUUUGUUUCAUUGAAUCAGGAUGGAGGGAAGCAUUGUGUUUUAUAUACAUAGGGGACAUGUCGAACUUUCCAUCUCAUAAUUUUAUUUUUUUAUUUCGUUUUCGUACGAAAAUCCAUUUAUAUUUAAUUUAUAUUUAAUUGGUUUUACGUGUUUGGACUAUAGGUUCAAAAAGUUGUCUUUUGUAGAGUGAGUUUAAUUAUGCUUCAAUUGCAUCUAUCCAUUUUACCAUUGUAUUCUAUUUUAAACAUAAUUUAUCAAGAUCUAUUUAUUUUCAUGAGUGACAGGUACCUCAUCAAUCUCUUAUAGAGAUGAAAUGUUUAUUAUGUCCGAGAAUUCUUUUAGAUUUUCUAUAUUCUCACUUGGGUCAUCUUUAUUCUUAACUCCCUUUCUUGUUCGAGGAUUUUUUAUCUUUUGAACCGAUUGGUAUACCACGCUCAGGUGUGGUUGAGAUUCAUUGGAUUGUCCAACAGGAAUAUCAAUUUUUAUUGGAACAUUUGCAGCUGGAAUAUGAUUUAGUCACACCUUUUGGAUCGGUGAAUGCACCUGAUAAUUGAUUUG